CAAUAUUUUACCGGCAGCAGCUCGCCUCCGCGCUGAUGGUGUGAGAGGCACCGGUCUGCAUUCCUUUCUAUCAGUUAUCUUUCAAUAUACCUAGGUAUGCUGGUUGGUGAUGCUUGUCGCAGCUAUCGAUACCACUGUUGCUUCGCUUCGUCACCGAGCUCCGGAAUGAGACGGUACCAGUGACUCGAAGUCAUUGGGAAAGUCCUUCAAAGCAGUUCCAACGCCCUUCAUUACGACUAUUACGACUAUCUCCCCUGUACAUUCUUUCACCUAGGCCAAAGCCAACUGAUUCCCAACGAAACCACGCGGACCCCGAAUCACUCUCUGAAACCUGGGCAACUUGACAGGAAAAAAGCGGAACUCUCGACCCUCUCUUGUUAUCGCUUAGUACCGUCAAAAUAAUCCACCACAGCCACAAUGCAGAUUCCAUCCAUCUCCGCGGCCAUCACCUAUGGCCUCGCCUUGUCGGGCCUCGCCCUCUCCGUGCCCACCAAAAUUGUCACGGAGCGCGGCUUCAAGACCCUCGACCCAAGAACCGACUGGAUGCUCAAGUGCAGCCACGGCAGCUGCUACUCGAUUGUAGCCUGCGACGUGUACGGUGCCGUCACCCACAACAACCCCAGCUGCUGGCAGAUGUGCUCUUGCGUUGCCACCAACGGCACCGUCACGCCGCCAGUGCGCCAUUAG
Diaporthe batatas is the source of this 687-nucleotide messenger RNA. RefSeq lists its product as uncharacterized. Lineage: Eukaryota; Fungi; Ascomycota; Sordariomycetes; Diaporthales; Diaporthaceae. The record is from RefSeq and is a predicted model, not a curated record. The transcript has 2 exons. Bases 418 to 687 code for a protein of 89 amino acids.